AUGCCGGCCUCAGCGCCCUACUCGCCCACGCCGGUCGCCUCCUCGCCACUCCCCAAGCGUGCAACGGACACCUUUGAGCCGCUCAAGGCACCCAGAGGCGGCUCCGCAUGGGGAACCCUUUUAGCAGCACUUGCGGUGGUGGUGCUGCUGGCGUGCGCGCCCCUCUCCUGGCGCCUCAGCACCAAGCCGUGGCGCCCACAUCUCUUCCCGCCUGUCUGCUGCCCGCCCACGCACGUGCACGCUCAGGCGGACCAGCUGCCGCGUCUGUUCAUGUUCAUCGGCACUGAAGGGAGCGGGCACGACCUCUUUGAGUACAUUUUUAGCUACCUGCCAGUGAACAUAAGCAUAGAUCGAUUCAACCCCGACCUGCACCUCACAUCGUCGCCAGGGCAGAAGGUGGCCUCGGCGCAGGACCCCACCGGUGCCACUGUCGACUGCCCCAAGCUGCCCUACUCGCGCCACGUCUACGACUUUGGUGUUCGCAUGUCCACCGCCCUCAAGUCCAAGCUCCAGGACACAAACUACUACCUGCGCGCCAGAGACCCCUUCCCCAUGGGCCGCAUUCGCACGCCGCUGGCUCGCCCGGACCUCAUUUCCCUCGCCACAUUCCAUGGCAUUCUGUAUAACCUCAAGCUCGUGGUGCUGGUGCGAAACCUGACAGACACGGUGCUGUGGUCAGUGCUGCGGCGUUUCCACAACGACGAUGUGGGGCUGCAGGCGAGGCUGAUCGAGGACAGCAUGGUCUACAUCGAUGCCUCGCUCAGGACGCUCCCGUGCGGCACAUUCAGCCUCAUCGAUGUGGAUGCACUGGUCAAGAGACCCAAGACCGCCUCUACCGCUCUGGCUCAGUUUCUGGGGCUACCGGGAGUGGCCAAGGAGGAGGUGUUCAGUGCGAUACAGCGCGGUAAGGAGAAGUGGGAGCCAACCCUCACAGUUCAGAGUGGGCUGGGAGCGACAGCAGACGGGGACGAGGCGGCAGAGGUCACAUUUGACGGGCAGGCACUGGAAGUGUUUUUCCAGCAGCGAGUGGGGCUCUGGCCUUUGCUGGACGCAGCUAAGGGAAAGCCUGUGUUUGUGCCACGUAACCCACAGGACUGGCCUCUGGAGUAA
Closterium sp. Naga37s-1 is the source of this 1110-nucleotide messenger RNA. NCBI's taxonomy places the organism in Eukaryota, Viridiplantae, Streptophyta, Zygnematophyceae, Desmidiales, Closteriaceae. The record is from the annotation of a GenBank genome assembly.